Knipowitschia caucasica is the source of this 1236-nucleotide messenger RNA. Lineage: Eukaryota; Metazoa; Chordata; Actinopteri; Gobiiformes; Gobiidae. The record is from the annotation of a GenBank genome assembly.
AUGUGGAAUCCAAAGGACUGGGUGGUCCUCACAGAGACCAGAGGACUGGAGACUGAGCAGGGGUACCCUGUCGCCCAUGAGAUCCUCACAGAGACUGAGCAGGGGUACCCUGUCGCCCAUGAGAUCCUCACAGAGACUGAGCAGGGGUACCCUGUCGCCCAUGAGAUCCUCACAGAGACUGAGCAGGGGUACCCUGUCGCCCAUGAGAUCCUCACAGAGACUGAGCAGGGGUACCCUGUCGCCCAUGAGAUCCUCACAGAGACUGAGCAGGGGUACCCUGUCGCCCAUGAGAUCCUCACAGAGACUGAGCAGGGGUACCCUGUUGCCCAUGAGAUCCUCACAGAGACUGAGCAGGGGUACCCUGUCGCCCAUGAGAUCCUCACAGAGACUGAGCAGGGGUACCCUGUCGCCCAUGAGAUCCUCACAGAGACUGAGCAGGGAGCGGCUGCAGAGGUCUCCAGUGGUCCGCACCAUCGCACAGGCCAGGACUCUGUAUUUAAGCGCCUGAAGAAGGACCUCUCCACUUUUGUCCAGGAGGAGCUGAAGAAGUUCCAAAGGCUUCUGAGCACAGAUUACCCAGAAUGCUUAGAGCCUGUGGAGGAUGAGGAGCAGAGGAGCAGCAGUGAGGCGCUCCUGAAGAUCACACUGAACUUCCUGAGGAGGAUGGACCAGAAGGAGCUGGCUGAGCGUCUGUGGAGCAGGGUUUCUUCUGGACGUUCUCAGCGUAAACUGAAGGAGCAUCUGCAGCAGAGACUGAGCUGCUGUGAGCUGUCAGACAGAAGCUGUGGAGCUCUGGCCUCAGUCCUCAGCUCCCAGUCCUCUAGUCUGAGAGUCCUGGACCUGAGUCACAACGACUUGAAGGACUCAGGGCUGAAGCUGUUGUCUGAUGGACUGAAGAGUCCUCACUGUAAACUGGAGACGCUCAGACUGAGCCGCUGUGAGCUGUCAGACAGAAGCUGUGGAGCUCUGGCCUCAGUCCUCAGCUCCCAGGCCUCUAGUCUGAGAGUCCUGGACCUGAGUCUCAACGACUUGAAGGACUCAGGGCUGAAGCUGUUGUCUGAUGGACUGAAGAGUCCUCACUGUAAACUGGAGACGCUCAGUCUGUCAGGUUGUUUGGUGUCAGAGGAAGGCUGUGCUUCUCUGGCCUCAGCUCUGAGGUCCAACCCCUCCCAUCUGAGAGAACAAGGACAGGGAAGCAAACAGCAGAGGAAGGAAGAGAAAAGGGGGGAAAGAUGA